GAGCGAGAGAGGGAUUCAGGAGGAGCUGCAACCAGAGCAGUCUCACUGGGGACUCUCUCUGCCGAGCUCACUGCUGUCCUCUCUUCCUCAGCCGCUGGCCUCUUUUCAGUUUCCUCCCCUUGGCUCUCUUGUUCUUUUAGCCCACGACUCACCCUGUGGAUUUGUUAUUCCCUGGCUCUCUGGGAAACCGCAGAACAGCGCUGUCGUGACUUGCCGGCUGACACUGCAAGGGAAGGGGAGAGCGGAAGAGAAGGAGAGAGAAAGUGAGACAGACCAAUCGAUUACUCUGAUACAAAGGAGAGACUCUGGGAGAGGAGAGCAGAGGCAGUUGCAGCGGUUUCUAGCCCUUCUGGUUUUCAAGGAGAUAUUCUUUGACAUUACUGGGAGUCUUACGAAUCACUUGAUUCACAUCCUUCCUUUGAAAAACAAAGACUUCUAAUUGUCAGGACGGUUUUGGCACAUCAAGGAUCUUCCCUUCCUUCUUCGUCAUCAUUUAGGACUUUGGAGGAGGACCUCUUUUGAAUUUCAAUGUUUACUAAGUAAUUUAUCUCCAUUCUCAAUGAUAAUGCUGGACACUAACCAUUGCCUGUCCAUUGAACCCUCCCCUCCGGGCUCUCCUCCAAUGGCAGACGAUAUGGAGAAGGCAGCACUGAAGAUGGAUCAUGACAGACUUGUCUAUCACAGCCUGAAAGAAGUCCUUCAGCUCAAGCUUCAACAGAGACGUACUCGAGAAGAGCUGGUCAGUCAAGGGAUCAUGCCACCACUGAAGAGCCCUGCAGCCUUUCACGAACAGCGGAGGAGUCUGGAGCGAGCAAGGACCGAGGACUACCUAAAGAGGAAGAUCCGGAGUCGUCCUGAGCGCUCUGAGCUGGUCAGGAUGCACAUUCUGGAGGAGACAUCGGCAGAGCCAUCUCUGCAGGCCAAGCAGCUGCAGCUAAAGCGAGCACGACUGGCCGACGACCUCAAUGACAAGAUAUCUCACAGACCAGGUCCCAUCGAACUGGUGCACAAGAACAUCCUCUCCGUCAGCUGCCCUCUGCAGCACUCACUGCUGGAUUCUCCAAAGGGAGCCGGCGGAGAAAGCUCGUCUUUAGAUGAAGACAGCAGUGAUGCUCUGUCACCAGACCAGCUAACCAAUCACGACUCUCCUCUGAGUGCCGUCCCUCAGCUGUCGCCCUCUGGUGUCCUCACCCCGAAUGGGGACAUUUCCCCCACACAGUUUCUUACGCAGCCCCCUCCUCCACCUCCGCCACCUCCUCCCCAGGUCAAUGGGUCCGACUCCUCCCCUCUCCCAAAAAUGACAAAUGGGACAAUGGUGACCUCUGCAUCCUCUCGCCCCAGCGGACAGGUCAAGUCUCAGGCUAAGUCGAGUUCAGACCGUCCUCCCCAGAGACCGAAGAAACCAAAGGACAACAAGCCCAAGGUGAAGAAGCUGAAGUACCAUCAGUACAUCCCUCCAGACCAGAAGGCCGACAAGGAGCGUCCGCCUCAGAUGGAUUCGUCCUACGCAAAGCUCCUCCACCAGCAGCAGCUCUUCCUGCAGCUGCAGAUUCUCAGUCAGCAGCAGCAGCACUACAACUACCACACCAUCCUGCCCGCCCCACCCAAGCCACAAACCGAGCAGCCUCCCACAACCAGCUCUGGCCCUUCUCCUUCCCGUAGCGUUCACAUGACAACCACCGCGGCGUCCACAGGUCAGACCGUGACUGUCCGUCAGAGCCAAGCUGCAGUGGGAGGAGCCAAACCAGCCACUCUGCCAGCCAACCUGGAUGAGUUCAAAGUUGCUGAGCUGAAACAAGAACUGAAAUUGCGUGGUUUGACCGUCUCAGGCACCAAAAAUGAUCUCAUUGAGAGGCUCCGCAACUACCAAGAGCAAAAUGGCGGCGCAGCAGUUUUGAAAAAUGGCAUAUCUCAAUCCAGCCUCCAGGGCACACCAUCAGCUGCGAGCACCACCGCAUCUUCUCCCACGACGACUUCCACCCCUGAACACCAGUCAGUGGAGGCUGGGUUUAAGUUAGCUUUGUCCUCAUUGGCUCAGGCAGUUCCAGGGCGGGUCAUGCGAUUUGGCAGCACCAGCUCGAGCCCUCCGGUAUCACCGACUCCAUCUGAGAGGUCACUAGCCGGGAUGAGUCCAGAUGAGACAAGCUGCAAUGGAGACAUGUUUGGAGAGAUGGUGAGCUCUCCCCUGACCCAGCUCACCCUCCACCCCUCUCCUCAGCACCCAUCAAACAUCUCUCCACUCUCACAGCCUCUCUCUGUGGUCAAAGAGGAAAUCCAGAGCUCAUGCAGCCUAUCCAGGUCUUCACCUGCAUCUGCCCAGCCUGCAGAGCCCCUACCUGGAGUAGUAAUGGACACAUCAUCUAUGGACAAAGACCAGAUGCUGCAGGAGAAGGACAAACAGAUUGAGGAGCUUACCAGGAUGCUGAGGCAGAAGCAGAGGCUGGUGGAGACCCUGAGGUCUCAGCUGGAGCAGGGCAAGAUGGCAGGUGGGACAGUGGUGAAGAAGGAAGGAAAUGAGAAGAGCAAAACAUCCCCAGAGGUUAAAUUCCAAACUCUAAUAAAAGCCUCAGCCAUCCAGCCCCCCACGCUCCCUAAUGGUAUCGUGUUGAAGGUGAAGAAGGAGCUGGAGCCAGAGGAAGGAAUGGAGGGAGUAACUGAGGAGGCUGAAGCAAAGAAGCCGGCCCAGCCGAUGCAGUGCUCUCAGGAGACUCUGCUCAGGCUGCAGCAGAUUCAGCGGCUGCAGGUCCAGCAAACUGAACAACAGAAACAGCAGCCGCAACCAAAGCAGCAGCAGCAGAGUCAGGUACAACUGCGGAAAGCAACAGAGGCUAAGCUGAGCCCUCAGAAACAACAACAACAGAAGAAAGAUGCUCAAAUCCUGCUCCAUCAGCAGCAGCAACUGCAGCAGCUAAUCAUACAGCAAACCCAACACAAGCAGCUCCUGGCCCAGCAGAAGUUAGCACAGCAGAAACUUGCCCAGCAGAAACUCACACAACAGAAGAUAGUGCCACAAAACCAGCUAAAGCAAACACAAGGGCACAUCCAAGCUCAGCAGAAGAACCAGGUCCAGCUGAAACAGGUUCAGGUGCAGAUCCAAAACCAGACGGGGACGAAUCAGAAGCCUGCAGGGAGCCAAAUGCAGCAAAGGAAGCAGCUGAAGGCUCAGCAGAGGCAACAGCAGAAACAGCAGACAGCAGCAGCUACCACACAACAGGUGACUCCAGUCAUAAUCAACCAACAGAACGGCACUCCACUUCACACACAAGCCUUUUCAUUAGACCUCCUCAAGGCCAACGGCACACCCACUCUGGUCACCGACAGCAACGGCAACCACUAUCUGAUAGCUCUUACCAGUCACACCACAGACGGACAGAACGGAGUGACCUCACUGGCCAAAACCAAUGGGCGGAUCACACUGCAGAGAUUGCAGUCGACUCCAAGUAAACUCCCGAGCACUGACAGUCAAUCAAAAGAGCAGCCAGAGGUCGGGCCUGCAAGUCAACUAAACAAGAAGGGACAGAAGGCGGGACUCCACUUGGACACCGACGGUGCUCCACAGCCCAGCCAGUCAGUCACUGCUCCACCCAACCUGCAGCCUUUCUUCGACGACAUGUCGGACAGUGAAAGCCAAAGCAACUUAAUGUCAUCUCUCAAGCAGGAGAACGGUGUGAACAGCCAGCAGAUGGACGACCUGUUUGACAUCCUCCUGAAGAGUGGAGAAAUCCCCGGCUUCAAGGCCAACCCGGACCCUUCCCUCGCCUCUCCACUCCGACCCACCCUCCCCAUCUACUGCCCCGUCCCCCUCCACCUCUCCCCUCCCACCCCGACAGAGCCCCUCAUCUCCCCUCAGCCCUCUGUGGGAGAGCCCUGCUCAGGCAGCGGGCGCCUGGAAGACUUUUUGGAGAGCACCACGGGGGCCCCGCUGCUGGGCAUGGAGUCCGACGGCGGCCUGACACUGAUCGACGACCUUCACAGCCAGAUGCUGAGCACGCCCAGCAUCCUGGACCACCCUCCCUCCCCCAUGGACACGUCUGACCUGGGCUUCUCCCCUCACUCUGCGGGGCUGGAUUUCGGCGACCCCACUCUGGACAGCAUGGACUGGCUGGACAUCUCCAUGGUGGGGAGCGCAAGUGGAGGAAGCGAGAACAAUGGAGGAGGGAGAGUAGGAGGAGGCGGAGCCAGCGAAGGCGACGGGGGGACGAGUUUAGCCCCUCUGGCCCCGCACACGCCGCCAAGCGUCUUCUCGGCCGAUUUUCUGGACAGCACAGACCUGCAGCUGCACUGGGAGUCAUGUCUGUAGCUCAGACACACACAGAUGGACAUGCGGUCGCUCACACUGUGUACAGGCUCCGUCUUUAUUUCAUGCACAUACAGAUACCUUCUCUAUGCUGUCUCUACCACUGCGGGGGUCACUGGCACAUGCAAACACACACAUUUACACAGUUUGCCCUGUCUUUCACUGGCUGUUACUGUAUGCAAAGUGAGGUCAAAUACGCAAAAAACAUAGAAGUUAAAUUCAUAGACAGGACUUGGUGAAGUGGACUUUUUUAAACUUUUAUUCUAUGGGGAUCCAUCAUCAGACUCGUUACAGGCAAGCUGAUAAUUCCCAUUUCCUGUGCCCUGACCUGCAUAAUUACUAGAAAACCGGAAGCUGCGGGUCACUUCAACCCAUUUCAACCCUCGGUAAACAGUUUGACAGACAGAGAUGAGGAGGGACUGUCGGUGACGUUUACUCGGGCUCCUUGAGAUAGCAGUGUGUGUCAGUGCCUCCUAAACUUUGCACUUAUGCUGAAUCUGAUUGGUAUAACGGGGGUGUUCAGGUCAACAGCCGGAUCUUAGCUCUGUUCGGCGAAGCUGGAUAAAAGUCAGCAGGUGUUCUGUUGAUCAGCUGAGCCGUGGAUGGUGUGUAAAGAAAGGCAGCUGACACGGCAACCUGAACUCCACCCACACUAGUCAAAGUUACAACCGUCAUUGGUUGACAGUUGCUGUUGAAAUGAACCAUAUCAGUGGCAACAGUUUGAAUUGAAGCCUCAUUGGAGGUUGCGUAUUAUUGGUAACAUUAUGGUAGACCACUAUGUAUUGCUGUAUAUGGGGUGUAUAUUAUCAAUUGUCCAUAUGACUAUUUUUCUUUGCUGGUUGCUUUAGAGUCGAGCUAGCUGGCUGGGGAACAUAGGGUGAGGGCGGGGCUUCCAAAAUACUUGGACCUUGUCAUUUUUUAAAGAAAAAAAGUUUAAAAAAAAAUAAACAUAUUAUAAAAACUCAAAAGAUGUCUCUCCUUUUUUGUAUUUUUACAUCAAAUGGCCACACAGAAUCUCCCACAUACACACUACCGUUGAAAAGUUUGGGGUCAGCCAGGCAAUUUCGUGUUUUCCAUGAAAACCCACACUUUUAUUCAUGUGCUAACAUAAUUGCAAAAGGGUUUUCUCAUCAUCAGUUAGCCGUUCAACAGCAUUAGCUUACACAAUGAAGCAUUAGAACACAGGAGUGAUGGUUGCUGGAAAUGUUCCAUCGUAUCCCUUUGUAGAUAUUCCAUUAAAAUCAGCUGUUUCCAGCAAGAAUAGUCAUUUCCCACAUAAACGAUGUCUACACGGGAUUUCUGACUAAUGUACUCUUCAUUGGAAAAAAAUGCUUUUAUUUAAAAAAUAAGGACAUUUCUAAGUGACCCUAAACCUUUGAAUGGUACUGUGUGUCAAAGACGCCUCAUUUAUGGUAAAAUAUUUUUCUCAUUUCUAAUUUUUCUAGAACAUCUCCUUUCUAUGAUUAUUAAUUGCCAUCAAUAAUUUGCUUCAUAGUUGCAGUAAUCAUGGGUAUACAGUGAAACGCCACAAGAGGGCACUAUUGUAAAGAAACGCAAUGCUUCCAGUCCAACUCCGCUGAAGUUGUCUGGAUUCCAACAAGUGGAUGAUUUCAGAUUUUAGUUUUAUUUACAGUUUGAGGGUUACAACUCUGAGUAUACUGUUUAAUUUCUGCAGUACCAAAUGGGGCAUGUACAGAAAACACUACAGCUACCUCUUUUUUUUUUCUUUUUUUACCACGGUCAAACAACCAAGGUUGCUUGCAAUUUCAUUUUAUUUACUCCAUCAACUUUUUUUGUCUAACCAUACAUGAGGCAUUUUUUAAGUUCGUGUGAGCCCUGUUUAAGUGUCUGGUUUCUAAAACUUCACUCUCCAACUUGAUUAUUUUUUUUUAUCUCAGUAAUUAGAAAUUUCAGGUUUGAUCCCCUCAGCUGCUUCAUGCUCAAAACACACACCUGCUGUCGUACUGUAAAUAUCCCGGAGAAGUAGCUUCACACAAAUACCUGAAAUGUUUAAUUGCAGUCUUCUCAGAUGUUUUAUUUGGAAGGCGCAUCAUCCCUUCUAACCAGCUGCACCUGAUGCAGAUGCUGGAACGCUUCUCUUUAUCGUUUACAUCUUUAAACUUACUUCAAUUGAACUUUUAGACUUGAAUAGAGAAAGUAGUGGAAUUUACAAAGUAUAUGAGCAUGUAAAACAUAUGAUCCAGCCAUCAUCAUCCAACUCAAAGCAUCAAUCUUCAAGCAAUAUCACCAUCAGCAACACAGCUGCUUGCCUAUAUGGAACAAAUGUUUAAAACUGGGCCAAAAAAUAGUUUUAAAAGUGAAAAUUGAGUUCUUUUGACAUCAGAAUUCCUUCACACACAUUCACUUCAUUUCUGUGUCUAUAUGGAUUUAAUUUGUGAACUUUACUGAUGCUGGUUGGUGUGUUUUUAUGCUGAGCAUGACUCAGGCUCCUUCCUCCUCCUCCUGGUAUUUACACUAAGCUAAGCUGAUCACCUCCUGGCUCUGUAACUUCAUACUAACGCACAAACAUGAGACUGACGUGGAUCUUCUUAUCUGACUCUAAGCAAGAAAGCAAUUAAGCAUAUUUACCGAGAUGCAGAUCCUUUAAAGCAAGCAGCCUGGAAGGAAAUAACUGAGUCAGAGCUGCACUAAAGGUUAAAAUCCAUCAAUGGAAAUAAAUCCAGAGCUCAUCUGACACCCACAGCACGAUUUCAUACAAAGAAGGUGGGUUUUUUUCAGCAAAAUUAUAUUUUAUUUCAAUUUUCCAACAUUUGAAAGGUUCUCUGUGAUUAAAAAUCAAGCAUGAGUGCUGACUGUGGGUUGGCAGGCUCCUGUCAGUGGGAUGUGGGAUACAGAGGAGAUCUUUAGACCUCGUGGUGCUGCAGCCCUUUGGAGCUCACCGUAGUUAAUUAGUGGCAUGGCCUCAGGACUUUUAUCUGCUUUGUGUAAAGGAGAGAGGGAGGGAUGGGAGUGAUGCUGCACUGGGGAGCUGCUGUGACUUGUGUGUGUGUGUGUGUGAAGUGAAUAUAUAAGAGCGCACUGAGCUGGUUGCAUGUUUGCGUGCUGUGCAUUCAGUAUCUGCAUGUGUUGUGGUCUGUUAGUGUGCAUGUGUGUGUGUUUGAGAGCUACUGAGGGCUCAUCAGGGGCUUUGAGAGCCGCUGAGUGAGGCUUGAAAGGCUCAGAGGAGGAAGCGAGCAAGUCAAACUGGGCAUUAGAGCUCGAUUCAGUCCGGUGUCGCGAUGAAAAGGAGGAGGAGGAGAUGAUGAAGAGGUCACUUUACCCUCACAACAAGAGCUCUCUAAUUACCAGUCAUUUAAAUGACUUCUUCCCUUAAUUCUGCUCUUUAGAGAGUUCUGCGGGCACAGAAAUUAGCCUCUUUUCAGGGAGGAUUUUCUCCCUUUAGUGCUGCGCCAGAGCAGUAUGGUGGUUUAAAGUCACCCUUGUUGUUUGAUUCCAACUGUGCCACUUAACCGUGAUUACUUGAAUGUUUUAAACCUUAUGGCACUGGACAGAAUUAACAAAACAUGAAAACAUGGAGAGGAGUAUUUCAUUAAUUUCAUUGUACACCUGCAGCAUUGGUGCGUUCAUGACAUUGUCACAUGAAGCGUUUUUAUCUGGCUUCACACUGCUCCUUCUGGGGCCUCAAAUGAUUUUUUCUUUUUAUCUUUAUGCAAUAUUUCAGCCAGAUUCAGUAGCUUGAUGACUAUAAUAACCGUUUAUUUAAUGGGUCCUAGUUGCAUGUUUUGCUAUUUUGCUGUAUACUGGGAGAUGACAUUGCAGUCUGUUUCUAAGUGACUGUUCGAAGAAAAUACACUGACUUGCCACAACAAUAAAACCACCUGCCUACCUA
Molecule: messenger RNA, 8147 nt
Organism: Acanthochromis polyacanthus (spiny chromis)
Lineage: Eukaryota; Metazoa; Chordata; Actinopteri; Pomacentridae
Gene: mrtfab
Product: myocardin related transcription factor Ab
Biological process (GO): smooth muscle cell differentiation
Source: RefSeq, a predicted model, not a curated record